Messenger RNA from Cynocephalus volans (Philippine flying lemur), 1815 nucleotides. RefSeq names its product polypeptide N-acetylgalactosaminyltransferase 9 (gene GALNT9). Gene Ontology annotation, molecular function: polypeptide N-acetylgalactosaminyltransferase activity. Bases 1 to 1815 code for a protein of 604 amino acids. Gene Ontology annotation, biological process: protein O-linked glycosylation. The record is from RefSeq and is a predicted model, not a curated record. The transcript has 11 exons. Gene Ontology annotation, cellular component: Golgi apparatus. Lineage: Eukaryota; Metazoa; Chordata; Mammalia; Dermoptera; Cynocephalidae.
AUGGCGGUGGCCAGGAAGAUCAAAACUUUGCUGACGGUCAACAUCCUGGUGUUCGUGGGCAUCAUCCUCUUCUCCGUGUACUGCCGCCUGCAGGACCGCUCCGAGGAACUGGUGCAGAUUGUGCGCAGCGCUGACCGCCGGGUACGCAGCCGGCACGCCAAGGUGGGCGCGCUGGUGGACCGCGAGGCCAUCCUGCAGCGGCUUGACCACCUGGAGGAAGUGGUCUACAACCAGCUCAAUGGCCUGGCCAAGCCCAUUGGUCUGGUGGAGGGCCCAGGGGGCCUGGGCCAGGGCGGCGUGGCCGCCACACUGCGGGACGACAGCCAGGAGACAGAGGGCAAGUUCGAGGAGUACGGCUACAAUGCGCAGCUCAGCGACCGCAUCUCCCUGGACAGGAGCAUCCCCGACUACAGGCCCAAAAAGUGCCGACAGAUGAGCUACUCCCAAGACCUGCCUCAGGUCUCCGUGGUCUUCAUCUUUGUGAACGAAGCCCUGUCAGUCAUCCUGCGCUCCGUCCACAGUGUGGUCAACCACACGCCCUCCCAGCUGCUCAAGGAGGUCAUCCUGGUGGACGACAACAGUGAUAAUGUGGAGCUCAAGUUCAACCUAGACCAGUAUGUCAACAAGCGGUACCCAGGCCUGGUGAAGAUCGUGCGCAACAGUCGGCGGGAGGGCCUGAUCCGGGCGCGGCUGCAGGGCUGGAAGGCCGCCACCGCCCCUGUCGUCGGCUUCUUCGAUGCCCACGUCGAGUUCAACACAGGCUGGGCCGAGCCCGCCCUCACACGGAUCCGGGAGGACCGCCGGCGCAUCAUCCUGCCAGCCAUCGACAACAUUAAGUACAGCACGUUCGAGGUGCAGCAGUAUGCCAACGCGGCCCACGGCUACAACUGGGGCCUCUGGUGCAUGUACAUCAUCCCGCCCCAGGACUGGCUGGACCGUGGCGAUGAAUCGGCGCCCAUCAGGACCCCUGCCAUGAUCGGCUGCUCUUUCGUGGUGGACCGAGAGUAUUUUGGGGAUAUUGGCCUGCUGGACCCAGGCAUGGAGGUGUAUGGUGGGGAGAACAUUGAGCUGGGCAUGCGGGUGUGGCAGUGUGGUGGCAGCAUGGAGGUGCUGCCCUGCUCUCGCGUGGCCCACAUUGAGCGCACCAAGAAGCCCUACAACAACGACAUCGACUAUUACGCAAAGCGCAAUGCGCUGCGGGCGGCCGAGGUGUGGAUGGACGACUUCAAGUCCCACGUGUACAUGGCCUGGAACAUCCCCAUGACGAACCCAGGGGUGGACUUCGGGGAUGUGUCUGAAAGGUUGGCCCUGCGCCAGAGGCUGAAAUGUCGGAGCUUCAAGUGGUACUUGGAGAACGUGUACCCAGAGAUGAGGGUCUACAACGACACCCUCACAUACGGAGAGGUGAGAAACAGCAAAGCCAGUGGCUACUGCUUGGACCAGGGUGCAGAAGAUGACGACCGAGCAAUCCUCUACCCCUGCCAUGGGAUGUCCUCCCAGCUGGUACGGUACAGCGCCGACGGCCUCCUGCAGCUGGGCCCCCUGGGCUCCACGGCCUUCCUGCCCGACUCCAAGUGUCUGGUGGAUGACGGCAGGGGCCGCACACCCACCCUGAGGAAGUGUGAGGACGUGGCUCGGCCGACGCAGCGGCUGUGGGACUUCACCCAGAGUGGCCCCAUUGUGAGCCGAGACACGGGCCGGUGCCUGGAGGUGGAAAUGUCCAAAGAUGCCAACUUCGGGCUCCGGCUGGUGGUGCAGAGGUGCUCGGGGCAGAAGUGGAUGAUCAGAAACUGGAUCAAACACGGGCGGCACUGA